Molecule: messenger RNA, 2998 nt
Organism: Xiphias gladius (swordfish)
Lineage: Eukaryota; Metazoa; Chordata; Actinopteri; Istiophoriformes; Xiphiidae
Product: vesicle-associated membrane protein-associated protein B/C-like
Exons: 6
Coding region: 275-1018 (247 amino acids)
Biological process (GO): endoplasmic reticulum membrane organization
Cellular component (GO): endoplasmic reticulum membrane; plasma membrane
Molecular function (GO): FFAT motif binding
Source: RefSeq, a predicted model, not a curated record
CUCCUCCCUCCUUCCCGUCUCUCCCUCCGCUGCUAACACAGUUAGCACUAGCACGUUAGCCCCCAGCAGCUGUCGGUGGCAGUCAGUCAGUCAGUCCAAGCGGUGGUGCAUUUGUAAUCCUCCUCCCUCCCGAAGGAAAAAAAAAAAAAAAAAAAAGAAAAAAAACCGUGGACGGCUGGGUUGUUUCUUCGGGAGCCAGCUGCUUCACCUCUCUGGGCCACCUGCGGUAAAACACUGUUGUCCUCGCCGUCACGACAGGAAGAAGCUCUGGGACAUGGCCAGACCAGAACAAGUCCUGGUGCUAGAGCCACAACACGAACUGAAAUUCAGAGGCCCGUUUACAGAUGUCGUCACUGCCACUCUGAAGCUCACCAACCCCACAGAGAGAAAUGUGUGUUUCAAAGUCAAGACAACCGCACCUCGCAGAUAUUGUGUGCGCCCAAACAGUGGCAUCAUUGACGCUGGAACCUCCAUCAAUGUUUCUGUUAUGUUACAGCCUUUCGACUACGACCCCAAUGAAAAGAGUAAACACAAAUUCAUGGUGCAGUCCAUGCUGGCUCCAUACGACAUGACUGACAUGGAGGGAGUUUGGAAGGAGGCAAAGCCUGAUGAGCUGAUGGAUUCAAAGUUGAGAUGUACAUUUGAGUUGCCUCUAGAAAAUGACAAAACUCAUGAGAGUGAAAGCAACAAAACUGUGUCUUCCUCUACCUCCUCUGUUAAGACCGAGCACUCGGCGCUGCCCAAGUCAGCCAGCGCCUCGCUUGAUGACGGAGAGGUAAAGAAGAUCAUGGAGGAGUGCAAGCGGCUGCAGAUGGAGGUGCAGAGGCUACGGGAAGAAAACAAACAGAUCAGGGAGGAUGAUGGGCUGCGGAAGAGAAAGGUGACGUCAGUGGCUGCUCCUCACUCCUCCGCCAUGGCGACCUCGGCCGUGAGGGACGAAGGCCUAAGCACCCGUGUCCUGGCGCUCUGCGUGCUGUUCUUUGUCAUUGGAGUCAUCAUUGGCAAGCUGGCCCUGUAGAGACACAGAUGGACAGAGCACAGUGACGGACGGACGGACGGGCGGGCGGCAGGCAUGCUCGGGAGGACACGUGUCAGUGAUGGCAACGGGGAUGUCUUCUGGGUUUAUGUUGAUUUCUCUUUAUUUGUUUUUUUUUUGUUGUUGUUUUUUUGUUUUUUUUUAACACUUAAGGCAAUAUCAUUAUGGUUUGUCUGGAUGGAAGAUAAUUUAAUGUGCAAAAAGAAAGCGAAGGAAGGCGAUCCCAAGUUAAACCAUGAGUGCAAGCAUUUUUGUAACAGGUCUUGCCUUUUUCUUUUUUCUUUUUUUUUUUUUUUUUUUGUGAAAUGAUCACCACUUCUGAUCUGUUCUUUCCGUCCAUCCCUCCUUCCUAAAUGAUCCUCCCCAACUGGCACAGGUAACAGUUUGUAGUGUGUGGAAGUGGCUUCAUGCUGGCUGAAUGUCUGAAGUCUUUGAUUCUUAAUUGAUUCCUAAGUCUUCAAGUUCCUCACUCACAUUGUCUAUAAGAAAGACAAAACACUCCUCUUCUGAUAAUAUCUCUUCCACUUAUUACUGAUAAUCUGCAAGGAGAAGUGAACAUAAGUGAUCAGUGAAUGACUUUUUUUUUUUUCCUACAUUCAAAUUCUGUGUAUUGUCUUCUAAACAGUAUGUGGUAAAAAUGUGAGCCAGUAGAAGCCAUGCAUGUGUGCGUGUCUUGUUGAUUUUGCCUCCUGCAGGAGGGCUGAUAUGACUGUGUGUGGAUGUUUUUAUUAGGAGACCACAAACAGCGAAAUCAUAGGCUGUUUUAGAACUAAGGAAGAGGGGUGAUGUAAAAAAAACAACAUCUGAACAGAUUUCCUGUACACAACAGAAACGUGGGGGUGUUUGAUUAAAAACUUUAAUGAUUUCAGUCGCUGACCAGACCAGGGAAUCUGUAGGUGUUCAAUAAAUCCAUUUUUGGGCCUUUUGGAAAAUUAUAAUUCCAUAAAUCAAGAUUAUGAUAAAGAAUUUAUGCUGCACAGUGAUCUAGGUCAAAAACAAAGCUGUAAUCUAGUCCAAGGCAUCACAUUUUCCCAGUUAACACUGUCUUGAUAAUUACUUCCUCAUCUUGUAGGAGAGAAGGAGUGGUGCUAGAUUAAAAAUCAGACCCAAUUUCCCCCCUUAACCCAGUGAACUUAUCAUGCAAAACCAAAUCAGACAUUUUCAAUAUACAACAUACAGUAUGUAACAAUAGUUUUGGCUGCCUUGUUUCAUUUUACCCAUGGAGUGUUGUAUUUGCGUCCUCUAAUGUAUUACAGCAGUUGUUUGCCCCCCCCCCCCCACCUUAUAUUAUCAUGUAGUCACAAUGCUUCUGUUGUUUAUAAUAUUCAAAUGCACUAUAUUCAAGUGUCCACUCUGCAGUCUGCAUGAAAUGACCCGGGUCUAUUAUGAUUAUUUUAUUUUAUUUUUAUUUUUUUGAGUGUUGAAGUUAUAUUAGCAAAAAAAAAAAAAAUGACUGUCUUUACAAAAGGGACCAUCUUGAGUCUGGUUUAUCAAUUUGUGUGUGUUUUGUUUCCUUUCAAUCAUCUUUUUCUUUUGUUUCCUGUUGGGCUCUGGUGGUCGUGAGAUAACUGAGACAACACAGCUGUAUUAUCUUGGUUAUCACGUGACCAUCUCAGCAGACUUAGUUGUUAAAAAAAAAAAGGAAUAAAUAUCUGUAUUUUUCGUUGCCUGAGGGAGCUCGGGGAGCAGAGAUGUGGGGGUGUGAGUGACUAGGAAUGGGAUACACACUACAUUAAAGAAAAAAAAAAGGUAUCAACGCUUCAGACCACACAUGCAGAGAUACAGUCUUAAAACAAUGUAAUCACACAGUAAUUGGAUACUCUUUUGUAUGUACAUAAAAAUAAAAAGACUUAAAAGAUAACUGGCAAAGUUAUUAACAUACUGUAGUAAAGGAAGAAAAUAAUUAAACAACCACAAUGGAUCAUGUAGCAUCAUAAUGAAUUAAAAUACAUAAACCCCCAA